AUGUCCGCGCAGAGAAAACACAACGAGAGAAACCAGCAGAUCCUCAAGACGUUGCUGAGAGAGCCUGCAAACAAGAACUGCGCCGACUGCAAGAUCUCCAAGAACCCGCGCUGGGCGUCGUGGAACUUGGGCAUCUUUGUCUGCAUCAGGUGUUCCGGUAUACACAGAAGCAUGGGGACGCACAUCUCGCGGGUGAAAUCUGUUGAUUUGGACUCGUGGACGGACGAGCAGGUCAAGAGCAUGGUGAUGUGGGGGAACGAACGGGCCAAUUUGUUCUGGGAGGACAAGCUGCCGGACAAUUACGUGCCUGACGAGAGCAAGAUUGAGAAUUUUAUUCGCACCAAGUACGAGAUGAAGAAAUGGAAGAGCGACAAGGAACCGGGCGCGCUGGCUGCUUCCAAAAAGACAUCCGAGCAGCGCGAGUCUCGAGCACAGCUUCCACAACAGACAGAGUCCACGCCUUCUCUGCUGGACGGUCUCAGCACGCCUGUCAGCACUUCGACGGCCAAACCGACUCCAGCCCCGGCAACGACGGCACCGCAAGACUUGUUCUCAUCCGACCUGUUUGGAUCGGCCCCUUCGCAGCCACCACAGCCGCAAACGGCCCAGAAUAGCAGACCGGAUCUCAAGAAAUCGAUUCUCAGCCUUUACUCGAAACCGUCGCCGCAGACCCAGCAACAGCCGCUCUACUCGCAACCUUUUACACAGCCGGUGCAGCCUGUCCAGCCUCAGUUCAACUACUCGUCCGAAGACCCAUUUAAAAAUGUGUGGAGUUGA
Ogataea angusta is the source of this 777-nucleotide messenger RNA. RefSeq lists its product as uncharacterized. The transcript has a single exon. Gene Ontology annotation, cellular component: Golgi apparatus. The record is from RefSeq and is a predicted model, not a curated record. NCBI's taxonomy places the organism in Eukaryota, Fungi, Ascomycota, Pichiomycetes, Pichiales, Pichiaceae. Bases 1 to 777 code for a protein of 258 amino acids. Gene Ontology annotation, biological process: endoplasmic reticulum to Golgi vesicle-mediated transport; endocytosis; intra-Golgi vesicle-mediated transport. Gene Ontology annotation, molecular function: GTPase activator activity; metal ion binding.